Messenger RNA from Castor canadensis (American beaver), 2500 nucleotides. Lineage: Eukaryota; Metazoa; Chordata; Mammalia; Rodentia; Castoridae. The record is from RefSeq and is a predicted model, not a curated record.
AUGUGUGUGUGUGUUAAAUAAUAUACAAUUAAUACUUAAACUUGUUUUUCUCUCAGUGGGAGAAAAAAAGAUACGUGAUUGUGAUAAAGCCGCAUGCUCUAAGGUAAUGGAGAAGGGACUGUUUGUGGAUUGCUUCAUUUAUUUAUAUUAACCUGCCUGGCCCUGUGGACAUUGCAGUUUGAAACUUUCUGGGCAUCUUGGUUAUCUCUCUUAAGUACUACCCUCUUUUUCUUUUUCUCAUCCCUUCGCUUUUGCAUUCCCGUUUUCCCCUUCAGUAACCACAUUGAUUUCUAUGGAGAACCACUAAGACUUCUGGAGCAAUAGAAAAGUGUUCGUUCAAGCCCGUCUUCUCACCUCCCUACUGCCCACACUUUCCAGAAGAUGGUGGGAUUAGUGACAUGUUUUCCUAAACAGUAAUAAGAAUUUGAAGAUGUCUAGGCAGAACUUAGUGGCACUGACAGUGACCACCCUUCUGGGUGUAGCUGUGGGAGGGUUUGUGCUGUGGAAAGGCAUCCAGCGCCGGAGGAGUAAAACAAACCAAGUGGCCCAGCAGCAGCAGCAGCAGCAGCAGCAAGUGGCAGGCAGGAGCGAGCAGCCCCUUCCAGAAGAGAACCAGCUAUUCUCUGGUACCCCAAGAACCCCCAGAGCCUCGUGGGAAGAGAAGAUCCUCCAGGCAAAGGUCGUGACGGUGUCCCAGAAAGCAGAGUGGGAUCAAAUUGAGCCCUUGCUUAGGAGUGAGAUAGAAGAUUUUCCAGUACUUGGAAUCGACUGUGAGUGGGUGAACUUGGAAGGCAGAGCCAGCCCUCUGUCUUUACUACAAAUGGCUUCCCCAAGUGGCCUCUGUGUCUUGGUGCGUUUGCCCAAGCUGAUCUGUGGAGGCAGAACACUCCCGAGAACAUUAUUGGACAUUUUGGCAGAUGGCACCAUUUUAAAAGUUGGAGUGGGAAGUUCAGAAGAUGCCAGCAAACUUCUGCAGGAUUAUGGCCUCAUUGUUAGGGGGUGCCUGGACCUCCGCUACCUAGCCAUGCAACAUGGGUAUGCCAGCAUCCUGUGCACAGGUGCGCCUGCUGAAAUCAUUGCUGAGACUGUUUUGAACUUCCCCUUGACAAGUCCCUUUCUACUUCGAUGCAGCAACUGGGAUGGGACUCUCUCAGAAGACCAGGUAAUUUAUGCUGCCAGGGAUGCCCAGAUUUCCGUGGCUCUCUUUCUCCAUCUUCUUGGAUACCCUUUCUCUAGGAAUUCCUCUAUGGAAGAAAACAGUGACUCCAUCAUCUGGAGAAAAGUCUUGGAAAAUUGCCGGAAUGUGGUAGACAUCCCAUUCAGAAGCAAAGGCAUUAGCAGAUUGGGAGAAGAAUUUAAUGGGGAAACAACAGAAUUUCAGCCGAAGCCAAGAAAUAAAAAGUCUAAGAUUGAUGAAAUGGUGCCAGGCAACCACCAAGGGAGAGACCCCAGGAAACAUAAAAGAAAGCCCCUGGGGGUGGGCUAUUCUGCCAGAAAAUCACCUCUUUAUGAUAACUGCUUUCUCCAUGCACCUGAUGGACAGCCCCUCUGCACUUGUGAUCGAAGAAAAGCUCAGUGGUACCUGGACAAAGGCAUUGGAGAGCUGGUGAGUGAAGAGCCUUUUGUGGUCAGGCUACGGUUUGAACCUGCAGGAAGACCUGAAUCCCCAAGAGACUAUUACUUGAUGGUUAAGGAGAACCUGUGUGUAGUGUGUGGCAAGACAGACUCCUACAUUCGGAAGAAUGUGAUUCCACAUGAGUACCGGAAGCACUUCCCAAUUGAGAUGAAGGACCACAACUCCCAUGAUGUGCUGUUGCUCUGUACCUCCUGCCAUGCCAUUUCCAACUACUAUGACAACCAUCUGAAACAGCAGCUGGCCAAGGAGUUCCAGGCUCCCAUUGGCUCUGAGGAAGGCUUACGCCUGCUGGAAGAUCCAGAGCGCCGGCAAGUGCGUUCUGGGGCCAGGGCCCUGCUCAAUGCAGAGAGCUUGCCUGUCCAUCGGAAGGAGGAGCUGCUACAAGCACUCAGAGAGUUUUAUAGCACAGACUCCAUCACGGAUGAGCUGCUUCAAGAGGCUGCCAGCCUGGAGACCAGGAUUUCUAAUGAAAACUACAUUCCUCAUGGGCUGAAGGUGGUGCAGCGUCACACCCAGCGUGGGCUGCGCUCCCUUAUGCAGCUGGAGAGCCGUUGGCGACAGCACUUCCUGGACUCCAUGCAACCCAAGCACCUGCCCCAGCAGUGGUCAGUGGACCACAACCACCAGAAGCUACUCCGAAAAUAUGGGGAGGACCUUCCCAUCAAGCUGUUGUGAUUGUGGCUUUCCACCCAGGUCAGGACAAGUGGGAAGCUGGAGCCAAGGUCAAAAAAGUCACCUCUUCCUGUUUUAAUACAUCAUCAGUGGUCAAAGCCUGGAUGACACAACUGAGAAUUCUAACCUACACUAAUCCCAGGGUGCUUCUGAUGGAGCAAGGCAAUUUUUUUUUUUUUCCAUUCUCUUCUU